Molecule: messenger RNA, 3000 nt
Organism: Penicillium argentinense
Lineage: Eukaryota; Fungi; Ascomycota; Eurotiomycetes; Eurotiales; Aspergillaceae
Product: MCM DNA helicase complex subunit MCM4
Exons: 3
Coding region: 1-3000 (999 amino acids)
Biological process (GO): mitotic DNA replication initiation; double-strand break repair via break-induced replication; DNA replication
Cellular component (GO): MCM complex; nucleus
Molecular function (GO): single-stranded DNA helicase activity; ATP binding; single-stranded DNA binding
Source: RefSeq, a predicted model, not a curated record
AUGUCUUCGCCGGCUCCACGGAGGGGUCGCUCCGCAAAAUCGACGGCUUCGCCCACCUCGUCGGCUCGUGAGCCUCCCAGCAGCCCGAGUCAACAGCAGGCUACUCCCCGCGCUGCACGACGCCUGGCGGCUGAGCGAGCUGCGCAAUCAUCAUCGCCAAUGUUCUUCCAGUCAUCUCCCACCCGAUCAAACCGCGGAGCAGAGACGCCCGAUGUUCGGAUGGCUGAAGCGAGCUCGACUGUUGACGAUGGCGAGAGGACACCACGAGCCAACAAUGCAGGAAUUCGAGACUCCUCCCCAAUCAAUUAUGUUCCCAGCUCUUCACCGACCAGGGGCUUCGCCCGCAAUGAUAUCCGAUCCGACAUUCGCUCAGAUGCCAACAGUGUAAGCAGUGGACUUUUUGUCUCCCCGGGUGGCCAAGGUCGCCGGGGAGGACCCCGUCGUAGUGACCUCCACUCUGGCGGCUUUGGAUCGACUCCAUCUCGCAGAAACCGUCUUUUCGUGGACGCCAAUGGCAUGCCCUCUGGCGAUAACGCUCACCGGUCCGAUGCCACCUUCUCGAAUCUCAAUCCUGGCACCUCCGAGGCCGAAGCGAUGGCCGGCAACUCCUCUCGUGUCAUCUGGGGUACCAACAUCUCGAUCCAGGACUCCAUGUCUGCCUUUAAGAACUUUCUCUAUAAUUUCGCUACCAAGUACCGUCUUUGGGCGGACGGUGCCUCCGAGGACGAGACCCGGAUUCUGGGCGAUGCGGCCGAGAAGCGGGAAUACAUUACUUUGCUCAACGACAUGCGUCGACUCGGUAUGACGACUUUUAACUUGGAUGCUCGCAAUCUGAAGUCCUACCCCCUGACUAAGAAGCUGUGGCACCAAUUGCUGGCUUAUCCCCAAGAAAUUAUUCCGUUGAUGGAUCAGACUGUGAAGGAUGUGAUGGUGGAUCUGGCAUUGAAGGAGAUGGAUGUUCUGAGGUCUGAGCACCACCAGCGUGGUAUUCCUCGGGAUCGCCGCGGCCAGUCGAUUCUCACCUCUGAUGGUGCCGUGCCUGCGGCCGAGGUGCCCGACCUGGUCGGUGAAGUCGAGGCCAUGUCAUACAAGGUGCUUCCGUUCGGUUUGGACAAGACUGUGAACAUGAGAGAUCUCGACCCAGCUGAUAUGGAUAAGCUGGUCAGCAUCAAGGGUCUCGCUAUCCGUACCACUCCCAUCAUCCCCGAUAUGAAGGAAGCCUUCUUCCGCUGCCACGUCUGCAGCUACGGUGUCCAGGUUGACAUUGACCGUGGCCGUAUUGCGGAGCCAACUGUUUGCCCCCGUGAUUCUUGCAAGGAGAAGAACUCGAUGCAGCUCAUCCACAAUCGUUGCUCGUUCUCCGAUAAGCAAGUUAUCAAGCUCCAAGAAACCCCGGACAACGUGCCCGAUGGUCAAACCCCGCACUCGGUUUCUCUCUGUGUGUACGAUGAAUUGGUCGAUGUCUGCAAGGCUGGUGACCGUGUCGAGGUGACUGGUAUCUUCCGUUGCAACCCCAUGCGGGUCAGUGCCCGCCAGCGUUCCCAGAAGACACUGUUCAAGACCUACAUCGAUGUCCUGCAUGUCCAGAAGGUCGACCGCAAGAAGAUGGGUAUCGACAUGUCCACCGUCGAGCAGGAGAUGUCCGAGCAGGCGGCCGAGGCUGACCAGGCCCGCAAGAUCUCUGCGGAGGAAGAGGAGAAGAUCAAGCGCACUGCUUCACGUCCCGAUGUCUACGAGCUGCUGGCCCGUUCUUUGGCACCCAGUCUUUACGAGAUGGAUGACGUGAAGAAGGGUAUCUUGCUGCAACUGUUUGGCGGUACCAACAAAACUUUCCAGAAGGGAGGUAACCCCCGCUACCGUGGAGACAUCAACGUCCUCCUCUGUGGUGACCCCUCGACGGCCAAGUCGCAGCUGCUGCGCUAUGUCCACAAGAUCGCCCCUCGCGGUGUUUACACCAGUGGUAAGGGUUCGUCGGCCGUUGGUCUGACUGCCUAUGUCACUCGCGACCCCGAGACCAAGCAGAUGGUUCUCGAGUCUGGUGCCCUGGUCUUGUCAGAUGGCGGAACCUGCUGUAUCGAUGAAUUCGAUAAGAUGAACGAGGCGACCCGUUCCGUGCUUCACGAAGUGAUGGAACAGCAGACCGUGUCCAUUGCCAAGGCCGGUAUUAUCACGACCCUUAACGCCCGCACCUCUAUCCUGGCCUCCGCCAACCCCAUCGGCAGUCGCUACAACCCCCGUCUGCCCGUUCCGCAAAACAUCGAUCUCCCCCCGACCCUUCUCUCCCGUUUCGACCUGGUCUACCUGGUGCUCGACCGCGUGGAUGAAUCGGAAGAUCGCCGACUGGCCAAGCACUUGGUCAGCAUGUACCUGGAAGACACCCCCGACAACGCCAGCUCGGAGGAGAUCCUCCCCAUCGAGUUCCUGACGGCCUACAUCACCUACGCCAAGACUAAAAUCCACCCGGUCCUGACUCCUGCCGCCGGCACCGCUCUUGCGGACGCCUAUGUCGCCAUGCGCAAGCUGGGCGACGACAUCCGGGCCUCGGAGCGCCGCAUCACGGCCACCACCCGACAGCUGGAGUCGAUGAUCCGUCUCUCUGAAGCCCACGCCCGCAUGCGCCUCUCCACCGAGGUGACCGCAGACGACGUCGAAGAAGCCGUGCGUCUGAUUCGCUCGGCCAUCAAGCAGGCCGCGACAGACUCGCGCACGGGUCUGAUCGACAUGGGUCUCCUCACAGAGGGCACUAGUGCCAGCGAGCGACGCAUGCGCGAAGAUCUGAAGAAGGCGGUCCUGGCCCGUCUGGACGACCGUGGCGGCGUGGGCGGCGCGGCCGUGCGAUGGAGCGAUCUGUUCCGCGACAUGAGCGAGCAGAGCGAUGUGUCGCUGGACCACAACCAGUUCGGUGAUGCGGUGCGUUCGCUGGAGCAGGAGGGCGCGGUGCACGUGUCGGGCGAUGGGGCCCGGCGCAGUAUCCGCAAGGCGGCGGCCGGCCUGUCCUAG